UGCCCGAGUCGUGUGCAAACGUGUGGAAGCCUCAAGAAAAAUUGUGGAAAAGGCAUAACUUGUGCAGCAAAAGAAGCUUUGUGCACUUUAAAUAACAUUAAUAAAUAACUUAAGCGUUUCAACAGACUGCAAAGUUCAAGCACUUUAAUUGAUUUGAAACUUAUAUGCAGCUAAAUAAAAUCUAUAAUUAUUGGAUUGUGCAAUUGCAUGCGUGUGAUUAUAUAAGCAAUAGUUAAAUUUUUUAAUAAGUUGCCAGCUAUUUUUUGUGCCAAGUCAUAGUCAAUGUUUGCCGGCAAAUGAAAGCAUAAAGCGAAUCAAGCAGAUUUGUGAAUUUGCUUGGGUUUAGUUUGUCUAUUUGGUCGCUGAAUUUUGACAGCCAAACGCAAAUCCCAUUGCAAAUGCAAAAGAAAUAAGAGCACAAAGCAAAAGCUGAAGCAGAAGCAAAACUUUUUUUUACAAAAGCCAAAGAAAAACAACGAGAAGAGCAGCGAACUUGCGCAAGAGCGGCAACAUUUAUAAAUAAAACUCAGGCAGCCAAGCAAAAUAAAAAAGAGCAACAGAGAAACAUAAACAAACAACAAAAAAGGCAGAUUCAGCAAAAACAGCAACAGCAACAACAAUAACAACAACAACAGCAAUCAUGCCACAAGCUGUGGGCAUACAAUGGUCGAUGCCAGAGACAAAGAAAAAGGCGCCCAUCAUUAAGGUGUCCUGCGGCAUUGGCGAUACAGAUGGCUUUCCCGCCUUCGAUGUCGAAUCGGAUGCCUACGAUACCAAGGAUGAUACCAAAUGGGGUUUUCUGAUAACCGGUGGCGCCGAAUUUCACAUGCCUUUAACCGUCUUUCAGGUUACACCUGAUGGUCUGGCAGACAAGUCGGGCGUACGUCUGGGCGACAUAAUACUCGAGAUAAACGAAGAGGACGCCUCGCAGCUGACGCUGGUCCAGGCACACGAGCGAAUCAACGCAACGCCCAAGAAGGUGCAGUUUCUCAUGCGCAACAUGGAGGAGGACGAUCCCAUGGGCAUGUACGAGGCGGGCGAGGAGAAGUCCAUUGUAAUGCGUGUGCCCAAGCCAAUGCCGCCGCCUAAGGGUCGCGUGCAGGCGAGCGCCAUUGAGCUGCGUCUUAUCGAAAUGCAGCGCAAAUUGUCCGCCAUAGCGGAAAUACCAAAGAUCUUGUGCUCCACGCUGGCGACAGUUUCCCAAAGCUUUGGCACAGUGGAACGCAAAUGUUCCUAUGACGAAGAUGCGCUGGACUAUGAGCUGACAGAGCAGAGCGACAGCGAGAGUGACAGCGAUAGUGAGCGACAGCUUAAGGAUAUAACGCCCGAAUCGGAUUACGCAUCGGAAGCCAAUUAUGCGACAAAUGAGCAGAGCGAACUGACAGACAAUGAGGCGAGCGAAGCUGACAGCGACAUUGAAUCGACGACACCCAAGGCAGUCUACUACAUGAAGCUGCCGGCAGCGGCGUCAAAUCAAGCGCAUUCAGCUCACACAAGCAGCGAUGACAGCGAUUUCUUAAGCACCACUUAUACCUGGAAUUUGCGCAGCACCCCCAAGCAGCAGCAGCAGCAGCAGCAACAACAAAGGCCAGUUGAAGCCCAGCAGCUGUGUGAUUUGACACUGCCAACAGACAUAUCAAAGGUGCGCGCUGCAACGCCCACGCCCACGCCCACACCCACGCCCACGCCCACAAUAACAAAGCCUCUAGAUACAACAGAGGUUACAGCCAGCCCGGUGCAGACACAAAAGCUCGUUUUCAAGCUGGAUAACCUGGAGCGCGCCUGGCCCUGGGCAGACCGCGAGAAAAUCAUUUACAAGCAAUCAACUUGUCAUUUGGUGCCACGCAAGCCGCUGGGACUUGUGAGCCAGCGCAUUCAGUCGCUGGCCAAGCACGAGCAGCCGGGCAAGGACAAAGCGCAAUAGAAGACACACUCGCUCACCCAGUUGAGCACACUCCUUUUUUUAUUUUUUACAUAUUUUGCACUUAAGCAGCACUGCCAACUUUUAAUUGGUUUCAUUAUGCAAAUGUGUCAACCGCAAUACGGAGCGUAUGCGCAACUCUCGUCUUUACACACACACACACAUAUGUACUUCAGCUACAGCUUUAAGCCAGCCCAGUUCCAGUUCCAGUUCCAGUUG
Messenger RNA from Drosophila busckii, 2140 nucleotides. RefSeq names its product PDZ and LIM domain protein 7. The record is from RefSeq and is a predicted model, not a curated record. Lineage: Eukaryota; Metazoa; Arthropoda; Insecta; Diptera; Drosophilidae. Bases 641 to 1924 code for a protein of 427 amino acids. The transcript has 6 exons. Gene Ontology annotation, molecular function: muscle alpha-actinin binding; actin binding. Gene Ontology annotation, biological process: actin cytoskeleton organization; muscle structure development. Gene Ontology annotation, cellular component: stress fiber; adherens junction; filamentous actin.